Molecule: messenger RNA, 2032 nt
Organism: Daucus carota subsp. sativus
Lineage: Eukaryota; Viridiplantae; Streptophyta; Magnoliopsida; Apiales; Apiaceae
Product: vacuolar-processing enzyme
Exons: 9
Coding region: 247-1722 (491 amino acids)
Biological process (GO): vacuolar protein processing
Molecular function (GO): cysteine-type endopeptidase activity
Source: RefSeq, a predicted model, not a curated record
UACGCAUAGUUCUGUUGUAUCUUGACGAGAAAGCGAGACGUACAACUGUGAACGGCCCAUAUUAAUCCUUACAAAUUUAAUAACAAAAUCAUCGAAGUCUCUGCAAAUAUCUCCAUUAUAUAUACACACAACACACCUAUACAUACACACACCUAUCUCUCUUAUUCUUCUUCUUCUCUACGCAACAGAAUAUUCUUCUUUCCUAUCCUCUUCUCCGAUCAAAUUUCUCACCGGCGACAACACACGAUGGUACGGUACCUCGCCGGAGCAGUGGCGCUCCUGGUCGUAGUUUCAAUCUCCGCCGUCGUGGAGAGCCGCCGGGAUAUUGUAGGAGACGUGCUGAAGUUGCCGUCGGAGGUGUCGAGCUUUUUCCGGCCGGUCGCCGAGGAGGAGGACUCUGUAGGGACGAGGUGGGCGGUUCUUAUCGCUGGAUCCAACGGUUACUGGAAUUACAGACAUCAGGCUGAUAUAUGUCAUGCCUAUCAACUCUUGCGGAGAGGGGGUGUCAAAGAAGAAAAUAUUGUUGUUUUCAUGUAUGAUGACAUUGCAUAUGAUGAAGAGAAUCCUAGGCCUGGAGUAAUAAUUAACAGCCCUCAUGGUUCUGAUGUAUAUAAAGGUGUUCCAAAGGAUUACACUGGUGAAGAUGUUACCGUCAACAAUGUUUUUGCUGCUAUUCUUGGCGACAAAUCUGCUACUACUGGAGGGAGUGGGAAGGUUGUGGAUAGUGGUCCAAAUGAUCACAUUUUCAUAUACUACUCCGACCAUGGCGGCCCUGGUGUACUCGGGAUGCCAACCAAUCCAUACAUGUAUGCUGGCGAUCUAGUAGAUGUCUUAAAAAAGAAACAUGCUUCUGGAACAUAUAAAAGCAUGGUAUUUUACCUUGAAGCUUGCGAGUCCGGAAGUAUCUUUGAAGGUCUACUUCCUGAAGGUUUAAAUAUCUAUGCAACCACUGCCUCUAAUGCAUAUGAGAGCAGCUGGGGAACCUAUUGCCCGGGAGAGUAUCCCAGCCCUCCCCCAGAAUAUGAGACUUGUUUAGGAGACUUGUAUAGUGUUGCGUGGAUGGAGGACAGUGAUAUACACAAUUUACGCACAGAGACACUACGGCAACAAUAUCAACAGGUCAAAAAGAGAACUUCAAAUGACAAUUCAGGUUGGGGUUCCCAUGUCAUGCAAUAUGGUGAUCUCAAGCUUAGCACAGAGGAGCUUUUCAUGUAUAUGGGGACAAAUCCUGCAAAUGAUAACUUCACUUUUGUGGAUGAUAACUCCCUUCGAUUGUCAUCUUCGAAAGCUGUUAAUCAGCGGGAUGCUGAUCUGUUACAUUUUUGGGACAAGUACCGCAAGGCUCCUGAAGGCUCUGAUAGGAAGAUCGCAGCUCAGAAACAGUUUUCUGAAGCUAUGUCACAUCGAAUGCACCUAGAUAACAGUAUACAACUUAUAGGAAAACUCCUGUUCGGUAUUGAUACUGCUUCUGAGGUGCUCACAACAGUCCGACCUUCAGGGCAACCUCUUGUUGAUGACUGGCUCUGUCUUAAAAAACUGGUUAGGACAUUCGAAACAUAUUGUGGAUCCUUAUCCCAGUACGGGAUGAAGCACAUGCGAUCCAUUGCUAAUAUCUGCAAUGCUGGGAUCAGUGAGGAGCAGAUGUCCGAGGCAUCAGCACAAGCUUGUGUAACGUUCCCUAGUAAUCCAUGGAGCUCUGUCAACAAGGGAUUUACUGCAUGAUUACACACCCACCUAAUGGCCAUCACCGACUGAUUGCAUCUCGGAUGUGAUCUCAAGUAUCAGUCCAGGGUCGUCGUCAUUUACUAUCACUUAACGGCCUUGUAUAAAUGCAAAACUACCAAGUUAAUCCCCUUGUAAAAAUGCAGAAAGUGGGUAAUGUAAAUAUAGUUGGUAAAUCUCUGCAUGUUUGUUUGUAAUGGAAGUUGCUUUAGCCAUAGCCUAUAGGCUGUAUGUAUUAUUAAUGCUACAUGCUCCAUGUAUGACCAGCAAGAUGGCAAGUUUGUCCAGUAUAUAUGCAAUUUUAUGGCCU